Mytilus trossulus (common blue mussel) is the source of this 3228-nucleotide messenger RNA. RefSeq names its product phospholipid scramblase 1-like. Gene Ontology annotation, cellular component: plasma membrane. NCBI's taxonomy places the organism in Eukaryota, Metazoa, Mollusca, Bivalvia, Mytilida, Mytilidae. The record is from RefSeq and is a predicted model, not a curated record. The transcript is spliced from 10 exons. Gene Ontology annotation, biological process: plasma membrane phospholipid scrambling. The coding region runs from base 138 to 935 and encodes 265 amino acids. Gene Ontology annotation, molecular function: phospholipid scramblase activity.
AUAUAUAUACACGUACUGUCCACAGGUGAAAAUCCAAUAAAUCCGAUUUGGUUACUAACGUAAACAGCCGUAAACAGCUACAAUAAAUGACUUUACGGCACAGGUAAAAGGGCGACACACAAACGUUGUUUAUAAAAAUGAAUCAACAAAAUAAAGUGAAUCCUGUGGAUGGACAACCGCCAGCUUAUGGAAUGCAACCAGGCUAUGGAAACCCUCCACCAGGUUUAGCAAAUGUUCAACAGCAAUGGGCUCCAGCUGUACAGAGUAUGCCCGGGUGUCCCCCAGGUUUAGAAUACCUCACAACAUUAGAUCAAGUGUUAAUCAAACAACAAAUUGAACUUUUAGAAGCAUUUACAGGCUGGGAACAAAACAACAAAUACAAAGUAAUGAACAAUCAAGGACAACAAGUUUAUUUUGCAGCAGAAGAUACAGACAUGUGCAUGAGACAGUGUUGUGGGCCUCAAAGAAGUUUUGUGAUACACAUAACAGACAACAUGAACCAGGCAAUAAUUCGUCUGUCUAGGGACUUUAAGUGUUGUGCCGGAUGUUGUUGGUGUGCAAACGCUGAUGGAUGCGCACAUGAGGUUGUGAUCGAAGCUCCUGUUGGACAGGUAGUUGGAUACGCAAGACAAGAAUACAGCAGUUGGUCUCCGAAUUUCACGUUGAGAGAUGCUGACCGGAAUCCAAUAUUGAGAAUUCAUGGCCCAUGUUGUGUUCUCAAUAUGCCAUGUUGUGAAGAUACAUUUAAUGUAUGGUCACAAGAUGAUACACAAGAAGUUGGAACAAUCUGUAAACAAAAAGGUUUACAAGAAUUCUUUGUGGAUGCUAACACAUUCGGAGCAACAUUCCCACGAGAUCUUGAUGUAAAGGUGAAAGCAGCAAUGCUUGGAGCAGUAUUCUUAAUUGACUUUAUGUACUUUGAAAGAAAACAAUGAUAGGCCACAGUCCAUUGAAAUUAUAUAGCUGUAUGUUACAGUGGAAGAAUAUGGAACUCAUCAAAACAUCCUGGUUUUACUUAUCUAAACGGUUUCAUUCAUCGUCUAUUUCUAGUCGGACUUUUUAUUUGGAUCUUUGGUUUAAGAAUGGACUUAGUUCUUACAUUGUAAUAAAUAGUUUUGAUUUGUAAUCAUUCAUACUUAAGUUAUUUCAGAAUGUUUUCAAACACUUGAAACAGAUGAUUUUAUUUAAUUUCUAUUUUGUACAUUAUUUCAAUGAUUUAAGGUAAAUAGAACAAUUAUAUAGACUCUACUAGUGUAUUCAUUAAAAUAGGACAUUCACAAAUUGAAAUAAACAAUUAAUAAUUAAAAAGUCCAGGGUUCAAGAACGAUAGGUCAUUCAAUUAUGAGACUGCUUAUAUAUCAUAUUUAUUCUUAAAGGCGACAAUUGAACAAGAUUUAAAUGACGUCACCACACUAAUAAUACAAAUUAUAUGAAUCAAGAUCGGCAGUUAAAGGUUUUUUAUUAAUGAUCAUAUAAAACAUUAUUAAUUAGAUAAUAAUAGAACCGAAAAUGUACAUUCAAAUUAUGAAUAUGUCAAGAAUUAAGAACGGGUAUCUCAUGACGUAUACGUGCACAUUAAAGUCAAUUUGUAUUCAGUGUCUUUAGUGCGUUCAUGACCUUUAUAUAAAAGAAAUGGCCGUACAAGGACAGGAGAUUGGAAGUAAUUAAGAUACUCAAUGCAUCCUUUUCUUCUCUAAUAGUCAUCUUUUCAUAGUCCUUGUUUAGUUUACCUGUAUUUCACAUUUCGUUUUAUUAUUUUGGUUCUGUAAAAUCGUACUAACCGAAAACAAUUACUUAUACUAAUUUGUUAACCUUCAAAUCAUUAUAUGGAAAUGUGUCAUGUUCUCAAAAAUGUACAAGUGCUAGUCGUUUCAGUAUUGUAUACCAUAUGUGCCAUAAUUAACCUAGUGAUACCAAACGUCUAUAAAUCUUGUUGUUUUUCGUUCUUUAUGUUAUACAUUUUUUCAUGUAAACGAAAAAACAUAGCGAUAAAAUCAUAAUUAUAAAUUAACUGUUAACAAAACUUGGAUUCUUUUAAAACUAAGGCUUUUCUAAUUCAGGAAUUGGUGAAUUUAGCUGUAUUUGGCAAAACUUUUAGGAAUUUUGGGUCCUCAAUGCUCUUCAACUUCGUACUCUAUUUGGCGUUUUAAAUAUUUUUUGAUUCGAGCGUCACUGAUUAGACUUUUGUAGACGAACCGGGCGUCUGGCGUAAUUAUAAAAUUUUGAUCCUGAUAUCUGUGAUGAGUGUAUUAUAUAAGGAGAUAUUUAUUUAUUUUGAAUUAUAUCUUUAACUGAGUAGUUCAAUUUCAAAACUUAAAAAAGAUAUUGUAUAUAAUCAAUAUACUUCUUAGAAAAAAACAAUUGUCUAAUUUUUUGAUUUUCAAAAAAUGUAAUGAAAUGGAAUUGGCAUGAAGGAACUUUAAUGUAAAAGUACGAGGACUAUUUGAAUCAUUAUCUUGUCUCUAAUUGUAACAAAACUAAUAAUUCAUAUAAGUAAAUAAUUCAUUUCAUUAAAAAUGUAUGUAACUGCAAUUGGACAUGUAACGAAUAAUGACCAUAAAAUAGAAUAGUAGUCACAGCUUCGUACAUAACUUAGUAAGCAAUAUACAAAGAUUCUUUCAUACUAUAUAAUACAUCACUCUUAAACAAAUAUAAUUAUUCGAAACAAGUUGUCAAAAUCAAUUAGAAAUAUAGCAUGUCCUUAAAACCUACUACCAUGAAAAGUGUGUGACUAAAACGGAUUACGGAGAUUAUUAACUAUUUAUUAAACUAAUUCUAUUUUCCCUUUGGAAUAUGCUAGUUCAAUAUGGAAAUCGAUUAUAAACAGCAGGAGUAAUGAUAAGUACCUGAGAGAAAUAUAAUCAAACAAACAUAUUUAACAACAAAGACGUAUUUUCAAUACACACUCAACGUCGGGACAAAACAGUCUCACGAAAUGCUUUAUAGAAAGACAAGUUUAUAUGGUCCAAUGUGACAUGUACAUUACGUAAUCCAGUUGUUCAUUUUUUUUUUAUUAAAUUGUUAAAUAAGUAUGUAGAUUUAGCAUUCUAGUCUGUGUAGUCUGUGUAAAUUUUGUAGGAGUUAUUUUGUAUUAAUGAGGAACAAAACCUGGAAAUAAACAUGUAUCACAAUUUUUCUUUGUGUAUUGUUGAAUUGUGCGCCUUCUAUCUGUGAUAAAUUUAUAUAAUCUUUGCAUGUUUGUUUUCUAAAUAAAUAUGUUCCUUUUUA